CAUUCGCAGUUUUUGUUUUGACACCGUCGUGAGUAGUUGUAACGGGUUUUCCGAACGAAUGAAAAUCGCGCAAAACAAAUGCGGAAUCAAUGACCUUCCAAAGGGAAUGAAACGUUCGUUUCCCUCUCUGCGUCAAGAACAGCAGUGAUGAAUCAGCGACCAAACAGUGGUGAAGGUGUCGAAUACUUCAAUGAAACGAAAAUCAUCGCCAAACGGUAAAAACGGAUCGGAAAAGUACCGAAUGAUGCAAUAUAUUCCUGUGUUCGGCUGGCUGGAAAUCGAGGUUAUGUUGUCGCGAGUGACGUCACGGAUUGGUGAAAAAUCAUACGAUACUCGGUGCUGAGCGCUGAUUGGUGGAAAUCGGUGGUGUGUUGCCAUCUGUCGUCUCGCUCCGGCGCACACCGUCCAAGCGCGGGCCAACGAGCCACAGUAGCGUUCUCUCGUUUCGCCAUACACGUAAUUAUUGUUCGGAUUGCGUUUUUGGAACUCGCUGGUGAAGCUUCACACGGGAAGAUACCGUGGAAAAAUCGGAUUUUCUAGUGUUAAAAGUCGGAAAAGCUGGUGAAUUUGCGCCGCAGGUGGUGAAGAAAGGGGAACAUCGACUGGGGGAAGUGAAAGUGAGCAGAAUGGACGGCGUUGCGGGCGGCUGGGAAGGUUUCCAGCCUGCAGGUGGAAUGGCGAUGGAUAUCGCGGACAGUGUCCUGAAGGGGGACGAGCUGGACAUCAAUGACAUCGCCGAUAUGUAUCAGCUAAACGAAGAGAAGCUUAUGAACCUUAUGGGUGAGGAAUUUUUGAAUCAGUAUAGUUGGGAGGACAACAUCAUGGAUCAUGUUUCUCCGGAUUCAACGACAUCUCCGCUGAUAAAUUCACUAAACGAUUCAAGACACUCUCCCUUGGAUAUCAAAAAAGAAGAGACAACGUUAUUGUCAGCUGGAUCACCAGCCAGUUUACAAAGCCUACAGCAGCAACAGUUCUAUUGCAAUCUGGUUUCGAGCGAUCCAAUGAUUUCUGUGAGCAGCAAUCAAGCUCAGAAACCUUUGCAGAGCCAGCAGCAGCUGCCUAUUUCUACUGCACCCACCAUCAAGCAGGAACCCAUACUGAUCCAUCAACAACCGGUCAGUUCUACGAGUACUGGCCCCAUCAUUCUCACUCAAAAUCGGAGCAACAUUGCAGCUAACACAUCUACGAUUCUACUUCAGAAUUCUCGCGCUCCCACCGGAUAUUCCUACAUCAAAACUAUUGCCCCGGCCACCAGUGCCCCGACAAGCACCACAAACAUCCCCCAAAACAUUCUUCCUGCCAACGUGCGGGUACAGAAUCUUAUAACUACGAAAGCUGCUCCAGCUCCAACACCAGUGACGACGACCACAGCCGUCCCAGUAAUGCAACAAGUCUUCACUUUCCAAAGUGGCGAUAAACAAGUACUACUGCAAGCAAAUCCGACCACCGUCAUGACAGCAAGUACCCAAAAUAUCCACACGUUGGUCAACACUCCGAACGGGCCCAUCCUUGCAACCGGCAUUCCACUGGUCUUGGAUGCUCCGGAAAACACCGGAAAGCUACAGAUCAAUCGACUGCAGCAAUCCCAAACCACGUCAUCCGUUCCGGGGGUUCCCAAGGUCAAGGAAGUUAAACGUUCCGCUCACAAUGCCAUCGAGCGGCGCUAUCGCACCUCGAUCAACAGCUGCAUUGUGGAGUUGAAAAACAUCGUCGUCGGGGUCGAUGCCAAGCUGAACAAAUCUGCGAUCCUGCGAAAGGCCAUCGACCACAUUCGGCACCUGCAGAAGCAGAACAACAGUCUCAAGCAGGAGAACAUGUACCUGAAGAUGAAGAUGACCAACCGGAAGCAAUCGCUCAAGGAUCUUCUGGUGGCCAAUGUGCAGGACGACAUGGUCCCUGUGAUUGGUCCAAUAACUCCGCCGAGAAGCGACGAAUCCAACCCUUCGCUAUCACCGUCGCACAACUCGGACAAUUCGAUGCCACCAUCACCGUUUGGAACGUCAUCGACCGGCUCUGGCGGCAUGGAGGAAUCGCUCAACGAUGACGAUUUGGUAACCAGCGUCCGAGGCAUGUCUGCCCACUCCCGGCUCACUCUCUGUAUGUUCAUGCUGGCCGUACUGGUGGUCAAUCCGUUCGGAAGUUUCCUCUCCGGAAGAGUUAGUGACGCAGAAGAGCUUGAACCCGGAACAAGCCGACGCAUCCUUGCCGUUGACGAACCCUUCUUGUCUUGGUCCGGUUUCACCUCUUCGGUUGCGAUCUUCGUAGUAAACUUUGCUCUACUUGCUUUCUGUCUGAUCAAGAUGCUCGUCUACGGUGAUCCGAUUCUUCCAUCACGCUCGAAAGCCUCCGCUGAAUAUUGGAAGCAUAAGAAACAAUCGGAUUUGGACUUCCAUCGCGGUAACACAGCUGCUUCCUUGCAAGAAUCGAAGCGCUGUUUAAACGCUUUUGGAGUAACCAUUCCCAACAGUCGCCUGGAAACGAUCACCACUACUGGCUGGCAAUUCUUCCGGAUGUUCCUGCAUCGAAUUUACAUCGGACGAUGGCUUUCCCGUCGCACCGGUGGCCUCUUCAAGCCCGAAUCGCAACGCAUGGACGCCCUGAACUCCGCCAAGGAACUGGCACUGCUCUUCCACCGUCUGAAUCAGCUCUAUCUGGUGUCGAACCAACCGGAAGCGAACGGUCUGAUGAUGUCGCUGUACGCCGUCAACAUGGCCGAAGCAGCCUCAUCCGUCAUGACCACGGAGGACACAAUCGAGAUCUACAUUACGGCUGCACUGCGCGUCAAGAAAAGCUACCCCCGCUUCAUGCAGUACUUCUGCCGGUACUACCUGGCCAAAGCGAAACAAGUCUGCAACAAUUGUGACCAAAUCCCAGCCAAGUUCGCGUGGGCCUUCACAUCGUACGGUUUUCGCUUCCUUACGACGCACGCCGUUCGUUUCGAAGACACGCCAGAAUCCAUGUUCACCAUGCUCGAUAAUAAAUCCGAUCCGCUCGAGUACAUGAUGCGGGACUAUCGUGAAAAUUUGCUCCAGAAAUCGAUCCAGUGUCUGGUCGGUUCGGGUCAGAUAAGCCGCAAGCACGUCAACGAAGCGUUCGCUCAGCAGUCCCAAACCCAAGCCACGGCCGCCGAAGUGAACGCUUCCUCCAAAGAUUCCAUCAAGGACGAUCAAUCGGACAGCGGAAAGCCCUCGGUUCCGGCCUCGUAUCACUACACCGGAUGUCAGAUUAGUAACGUGCUGCACUUCACCCAGCUGCUGAGGGAUAGCCUCAGCGUGGAGAACAAUCCGGUCACGUUCGACCGCUGUUUGCUAAGUGGGGAUUGCUGUGAGGACCGGUUGGCCCACUGGUGGUCCAGUUUGUUGAGCAUCGCAGCCCACUGGCUGCUCGGCGAGGACGCCGAAGCCGAACGAUUGUAUCUGCACAUUGAAAAUUUGCCGCCAGAGUUGGCCCAAGGAGAGGACACACUGCCGAAGGCACUGUUCGCCGCUUUCCAUGCCAAACGUUCUUUGUUGAACAAACCGCAUUACAAUUCAGUCAGCGUGUUCCAGAACUGCAACGCCGGAAGUCAGUGCUUGGAAGACAGUUUAACGACCAAUAUCUGCAAGAGACCGAUGAAACUCAAAAUGUUGGCUCAACUGCUAGCCUGCGAUUGGUUGCUGGAAGCACGCACAGCCCUCUGGGAGGCGGACAACGAAAAAUUCCAAAGUCAUAACGGCGAAUACGUUCCCGUGUCCGGUGUGGUGUUGGCCAAAUUCCAGAAAGACCUCAACUCGUUGCGCAUCGUGACCAAUGAGAUUCCGAAUGCCCAGUCGCGAGUGUUCCUGUACGAAGCCGUUUGCCGGCUGAUGGCCGGGGCUGCACCCGGUCCCACCCAGCAGCUGCUGGGGCACAGUUUGCGACAGCGCUAUUCCCGCGCUUCGAUCAUCUGCAGCGGAAAAGAUCGCAGCGGUCAGUUGGUCGGUGGUAGGGAAAGGGCUGCCGCACUGUACGUGGCCUGCAAACACCUGCCGGCACCGUGCCUUUCGUCACCGGGUGAGCGGGCCAGCAUGCUACAGGAGGCGGUCAAAACGCUGGAGAAGAUCGGCGACAAGAAGCGGCUGCAGGAGUGCUACCAGCUGAUGCGAUCUCUCGGCAGCGGAACGGUGACCAAUUGAAUUUGUCGAUGGGCGGCCCAACUGGGGAAAUGACCAUACUGAUAUGAUUAUUUAUUAAUAAUUGACUGUUGUUUAGUUCGUUAAUACAUCGCUAUUUAAGCGAUAAAGUUAGACGCUGAGUAAUUCUCUUCGGAUUAUACGAUCAAUGUAUCACAACCUGAUAGGUUUAUCCCAUAGAAUCUAAAAGCAUUUCACUGAUAAAAUAAAUAUCAAUAAACAAAUAAAGUUUCAUAACGACA
Molecule: messenger RNA, 4393 nt
Organism: Armigeres subalbatus
Lineage: Eukaryota; Metazoa; Arthropoda; Insecta; Diptera; Culicidae
Gene: SREBP
Product: sterol regulatory element-binding protein 1
Exons: 5
Coding region: 627-4154 (1175 amino acids)
Biological process (GO): regulation of transcription by RNA polymerase II
Cellular component (GO): nucleus
Molecular function (GO): DNA-binding transcription factor activity, RNA polymerase II-specific; protein dimerization activity; RNA polymerase II cis-regulatory region sequence-specific DNA binding
Source: RefSeq, a predicted model, not a curated record